Colletotrichum spaethianum is the source of this 1290-nucleotide messenger RNA. RefSeq names its product aryl-alcohol dehydrogenase. NCBI's taxonomy places the organism in Eukaryota, Fungi, Ascomycota, Sordariomycetes, Glomerellales, Glomerellaceae. The coding region runs from base 1 to 1290 and encodes 429 amino acids. The record is from RefSeq and is a predicted model, not a curated record. Gene Ontology annotation, molecular function: oxidoreductase activity; zinc ion binding. The transcript has 3 exons.
AUGGCAACUCUUCCAGCUACUGUUUUGGAUAUCACAUCUAGUACCAAAGCAUCACUUCCACAAAGUCUCAAGUCAGCGACCGAACAUGUGGAACAUGCUGUGCACAUCGAACACAAUGCUGCAGCGGGUCAGGAGUCCACGAGCUUUGGUGACGUGAAGAAUGUUGAAACUGAAGCAUAUGUGGUGGAACACGUCAAAGCCGAUUUCAAGCUGGUUCCAAUUAUCCUUGACGAGGUUCGACCGGAUGAAUUACUGAUUGAGAUGAAGUACAGCGGAGUCUGCCACACGGACAUCGUCACGCAGCAAGGUGGCCUCCCGUUCGUCGAGUUCCCUGCCAUUUUCGGUCACGAGGGAGCAGGCAUUGUUCGUGACAUUGGCAGAGAUGUCAAAAUCAAGGACCUUCAGAUCGGUGAUGCCGUUCUCCUAUCAAUGAACAGCUGCGGAACGUGCAAGACCUGCAAAUCUGGACACUGUGCGUUGUGUCCAGACUCAUCAAUUAUCAACAUCAACUCGGUACGCACCAGCGACCGCAGCACCCCAGCUCGGCUAGCUUCCGACGGACGUGCUGUGCGAAGUCAGUUCUUUGGGCAAUCGUCCUUCUGCAAAAUGUCUGUUGUCAACGAAAAGUCGGUCGUCAGGUGUCCCCCAUCAGCUAUCGACCACAUAGAUGUAUACGCCCCACUCGGGUGCGGGCUCCAAACCGGAGCCGGAACCGUCUUGAAUGUCAUACAGCCGGGAAAGAGCGAUUCUAUCGUCAUUUUCGGACUCGGAAGUGUGGGUCUAGCCGCGCUGAUGGCAGCCCGCUACCUCGAAACAGGCCAAAUCGUUGCGAUUGAUAUCGUCCCAGAACGUCUUGAACUGGCGAAGGAGCUGGGGGCUACGCACACUAUCAACUCCAGAGACAGUCGUAAUGUGGUACAAGACAUCAAAGAUGUUACCGGAGGAGGACCGACAUUUGCUGUGGACUGCACUGGCAUCCUUAAGGUCAUCGAAGAUAUGAUUGAUUGUGUUGCCACAUUAGGUACCGCCGUUCAAGUUGGCGUCCCGCCGCCCGGUGCCAAGAUCAAACUCGAUCCACAAGCGUUCUUGCUGAGCAAUAAAAAAUACAUCGGCGUAAUCGAAGGAGACUCGAAUCCUCCGGAAUUCAUCCCCAGGCUGAUUGCUAUGCAUCAAGACGGCAAAUUUCCCAUCGAUAGGUUAGCAAAGAUCUAUCCGGCAUCCCAGCUGAACCAAGCCAUGCAAGACAUGGCUUCUGGCAAGGUCAUCAAGCCUGUGAUUCGAUGGAGCUAG